UUUGGGAAUCUGUUGCGAAGCGGGAGUAAUCACAGUGGAUUUGAGCACUGAAUGUGUGCGUAUUACGCAUGCUGCGUUCAUGCUUGUUCAAAAUAUAUAAAAUCAGAACAUCUUGUGAGCAAAAUCAGAGAAGUAAUUUUAUUUGAAUUGUGAAUCAGUUGCUAUCAUUCAUACGAAACGAUGAUUCGUUUUUUCUUCAUUUUAGCAUCUUUACUCGCUAUGCAAUAUGUAGUGUGUCAGGAUGGAGCAUCUCUUAAGAUGAAGCCGCCGCCACCUACUAAACCAUUAUGUACGGGAGUUUUUUGUCGACCAUGUACUGAACGCAAAACAGCGAUAUUAUUGCAGAAGGCUCUAGAUGAGUGUUCCAAGUGCUUAUGUAAAAAAAAUGGUAAAAUCGAUUGGGAAACAUUUUGCAAUUGGUAUACCAACUGGGAUCCAAAAAACCAGAAGUUCCUUCAAUGCAUAAUAAACCGAUUUACAAACCCUUGUUACAAAUUAUACCAUCAAAUGCAAGAAACACUGGACGAUGGCUGUGGCAAAAUAUGUCAUCAUGAGCAAUUCGAUUUUUAUACACUCAUCUCUGAUAUAUGCUAUAAUUGUAACGGAUGCUGGCUUAUUUGUGCCCUACAAACUGUCAAUAUAGUCUGGUAUCGACCGGAUGGUGUACCAGGAGUUAUUGAUAAAAAAGGUGGCGCUGCCACUACUGCAGCCGGUGAUCCAGAUGGUGCUCCAGUCCAUUCUGAUCCAAUUCCACCUCCAGCCUCUACUCCUAGCAAGCCUGCUGAAUCGUCUUGCAAAAACGAACAUCAUGAUAGCGUUGGCGACAGUGGCAGUAAUAAUAAAAACAAGUGCAGAAAGGACAAACACUGAUUUUUCGUAGCUUUAACAUCACUUAUAACCAACAUUAAUACCGUGGCUCCAGCGACUUAACCCAUUUCUACUCUUCUUUCUACUUCAAUAUCAACAUUUGUUCAAUCCCCCCAAGUGGAUGUUUAGCUCAUGCUAGUGCUAGUAUGUACAAGUACACCAUUCAGUGAAAGCACUGCAUAUACCAUCGAUGCGCAAGAUCCCUGUAUUAAAGUUGUUCCAAAAACCUUAUUAAAAUCAUGCAUAACAGAUAAAUUUUUGAUCUAUUCAUACAAUUUUAUUGAAUGAAUUGCAUUGUUUCAAUGAAUUUGAUGAAUAAAAUGUAC
This is a messenger RNA of Sitodiplosis mosellana (orange wheat blossom midge), 1193 nucleotides long. RefSeq lists its product as uncharacterized. Bases 181 to 870 code for a protein of 229 amino acids. The transcript has 2 exons. NCBI's taxonomy places the organism in Eukaryota, Metazoa, Arthropoda, Insecta, Diptera, Cecidomyiidae. The record is from RefSeq and is a predicted model, not a curated record.